CCUUUCUCCUUCUUUCCUUCCUCCUAUUACUAUUAGAGAAAAUAUUAAGCUUUUUUUUAGAGUUUCUUAAUAUUCUUUACUUUGAUUUCCAGCCAUGCUGUCUGCUUUUCCGAUCCAACCCGAUUCUCUGUUCGGAAACCCAUUUUCGGCUUUCGAAACCGGCUUUACGCCGUGGGACUGUCCGGAAUUCCUCCAAACCAUCCAAUCCCCAGAACCCGUCAUUUCAAAUUCCGAUUCCGAUGCUUUGCAGUCCACAAAAUCGGAACCGGACGUUUUUCCUUCUCUGAACCCGGUUAUUUCGUGUUCUGGUUCGGGAUCGGACGAGCCGAACCGAAACCAAGGCGACUCGGACGGUCCGAAUCAUAAGCGGGGGGCGGAAUCCGUGACUGUGGUGGACGAGCGGAAACGGAGGCGGAUGAUAUCGAACCGGGAAUCGGCUCGGCGGUCACGUAUGCGUAAACAGAAGCAUUUAGAAAACCUAAGGAACCAGGCGAACCGGUUUAGGGUGGAAAACCGAGAACUUUCGAACCGGUUGCGUUUCUUUUUGUACCACUGUCGUAGCGUACAAACAGAGAACAAUCAGCUGAGGUCCGAAUAUGACAUGCUCCGACAGAAACUGUCUGAGAUUCGACAAUUUUUGGUGUUCCGGCAACUCCAACCUCUGACUUCUGCAUGGCCAUGCAAUACUACUACUACUAGUACUGUUACGUCGACCCAAUAAACCCCUAUCAUUAAUCCAAAUGAAUUUUAACUAUAAAUUUUACCUACUCAUGACCUAAAACGAGAACUAUGAGACCUCUCUCUCUCUCUGUUUAUAUUAAGUCAAAAAGUAGUUAAAGGAAUUAAUUGGUGGGGGUUCUGAAUCUGAUCAGUGAUUUUUGGGAAAAUGUCACGUUAUGAGUAAAAACUUUAGUUACUACUAUUAUUAUGUAAAAACUUUAGUUAUUAGUGUACUUGUGGUCUUAAUAGUUAUUAAGUAUAUAUUUUUAGUUGUUUUGGUGUUCUCUCUAGUUUUAGUCAUCUACUUAAAUAAAGGUUG
This is a messenger RNA of Quercus lobata, 1039 nucleotides long. RefSeq names its product basic leucine zipper 4-like. The record is from RefSeq and is a predicted model, not a curated record. Gene Ontology annotation, molecular function: DNA-binding transcription factor activity; transcription cis-regulatory region binding. Gene Ontology annotation, biological process: positive regulation of DNA-templated transcription. The coding region runs from base 95 to 721 and encodes 208 amino acids. NCBI's taxonomy places the organism in Eukaryota, Viridiplantae, Streptophyta, Magnoliopsida, Fagales, Fagaceae. The transcript has a single exon. Gene Ontology annotation, cellular component: nucleus.